CGAUCAACGCAAAGUUCGACCUCCACCACUUCAACUUCCUCGCCGUCAGACCCGGGUUCUCCAGGGGAUGCCACGAUACGCCCCCAGGUACGACUGGACGGUCUGCCGCUGAUAGCUUUGCCAAAUAACCCCACUUCAACACAGCUGCCGCAUCCUCGAGCGCGUGAUGUAUUAGCUUUCCACCAGUUUCUGUUCAGGACUAUGCCAAUAUUAUUUCCACCCGAGAGCCUCUCCUUCUGGCGAGACUACGUUUGCCAGGAGGCGUGGGGGGUCGAGUAUGUCUUCGAUGCUGUCGUUGCACUCGGAUGCAUGCACAGAGCCACUUUACUACUAUCUCAACAAACCAAGAGUGACAACGAUCAUGGCUUCGGCACCAAAGUCAUUGCCAUCCAGAUGUAUUCAAAUGCAUUAAAAGGCGUAUCGGAUAGUUUGGCCAGUACACAAAUCUCGAUGGCUCUUCUCUUAGCGGUGCUGAUCCUCUUUGCAUAUACCGAGAGCUUUGAUGGAAACGUCCCGGCGACAAUACGUCACAUUCACAUGGCCAACCACUACUUUCAAGCUAUGUGCUCGAGAAGCACUCGAGAAACAGAGCAGUUUAAGACGCCCAUUGAGUUAUGUCUCCACGACCUGGAUAUCGUCCGCCGGAUGACCUUACCAGAUCUCAACGUGAUACGAAUGAUAUCACCGUUAUAUAGACCAAGCAUAAAUCCUAGCGCUGCCUCGGCAUCAUUGCACGAAAGUCUAGACUGUUCACCAAAACAUCUGCUACAACAACUUCUCGAUAUCGGCUCCAUGGACGGCGACAUCAAGCCAUUGAUUUGGUGUCCCGUAGCAGCUCAUCGAAAGCUGAUGCCAGAAGAGAAAAUAGUUGGCUUCAUUAAGCAACUCAAGGAGUGGAAGAAUACUAAUGGAAUCCUAUUCCACAAGCUUGGUGUUGAUGAGGCGCUCUCGGGGCCCGUCAACUUUGACCUUGCAACUUUGGCAAGCAUUCCAAUUCCCCCGCCGCCACAUGCCAACCUACCUAGGGAUUUCUGUCUCGUCCUUGCCCUCUAUGUCUUUUACCGAACAAGGCUCUCAUGGGCACUAAGCAUUUACAAUGGGGGCGAGAGCGAUCUCGAGCUUGAUGCCUAUUAUUUCACUUAUCAACUGUUGCGAUUUGUCACGACAGCCCUGGAUAGACCACAAUCCUCUUCCGAUGAUCUCCCAUUCGGAUGCGAGGCCCUGAGAGUAGCGCUUUCACCAAUACUCUUUCUAGCUGGGCAGUCCUGUCCGCGGCCAACCUGGCUUCGAUGGAUAUUAUUUGAAUUGGACCGCAGCGGCCGAGAAGGGGUCUGUAACAGUAAGGCCUUUGCUUCAAGCCUCGAGGUCCUGUCUACUCUCGAAAAACGCGUGGGCCGGGAGCCGAGACAGCCUGAUGUGGAAUACUUCACCGCACCACAUCAGCGUGUCAUUUCUGUCAUUUUCCCUAAUUUGAAUGGGCGGGGCUACGUCACAUACUACGCUCAAGUGCGGCCUGGCGACGAAAUAGAUUCACAGGAAUCUCAUAUCCCCUUGUGUAUCGCCAGUUGGUCAAGCUCUGCCAACAGUGGUAGACCUGCCAUAACUACGUGUGAUGGGACGGGUGUCCCCUUCAGUGAAUGGGUCAUGGAUCAGCCUCUAGUGAAGGAGUGGGCACAAUGGUUGACAUUCUCCGAGUUUGACCUUACCCAGACGCUCUAUGAUCACAUCAAUGGAAGUCGCCUUUUAGUCGACCGUGAUAGGGUGGCUGGUAGUAAGUGGUAA
This is a messenger RNA of Aspergillus caelatus, 1782 nucleotides long. RefSeq lists its product as uncharacterized. NCBI's taxonomy places the organism in Eukaryota, Fungi, Ascomycota, Eurotiomycetes, Eurotiales, Aspergillaceae. The record is from RefSeq and is a predicted model, not a curated record. The annotation marks the transcript as partial. The transcript has 2 exons.